GUCGCGUUCCAGCCCAGUGCGGGCCUGCAGAAUGGGAGGAACGGUCUGAGUGCGUUCAGCGCUAUCUGCAGCGGCAGACUGCGAGAUGUUCCCCUCAAACAGGAAAUCAGCUGCCAUCCUGCUGCACAGCUGAUAAAGAGACCCUCUGCCUGGAGGUGAGCCCUCCAGCGACCCGCUUGAUGCUGGCUGUUCGCGUUUCCGCCCCCCACGUUGACACCGCGAGACCCCCGCGCACCGCACACACUGGAGGAGUGGAGAGAGGGGCCGAGUGGUUUUCCUGAGGAGGUGUGUACGCUGGAAUGCCCGCGGCAGAAUGAAGCCUCCGAGUCAAGCUUCACACCUGUGUGCCCGGAGGGGGCGUGUCCAGAUGCCGUCCGUUUCUCGGAGUGACCUGUGGAGAGCGACAUCCUGUUUUUUAGCCCCUCCUCCCCGCACGCUCCCACCCCACUGACGUCCAGCCCUCAGUGGUGGCCCACCCUGUGCCAGCCUUGGUUGGUCACUGGCCUGUGUGGGAAUGGUGUUGGCAGUUUUGGCAGGCAGCUGUGGGGAUGGACGGGCACCUGAGGUAGAGAAGGGGGGGCAGAAUUCUAGCAUGGGGAGAAGAGCCAGGUGCAUCGUGCAAGAACGUAUCGGUUUGUUGACAUGAGUCCCAAUGAUUCAACUCCUUCUAGAACAUACUGCCUGUAGCCAGGAGUUGCUCCCUCAUUUGUUUGCACUUUAAAAUCCCUUGUCUGACUUGACCUGGUAGUACACGGUACAAAAAAAGACCUGGACGCAGUCAGCAGGAAGGCGAAGGGAAGAUGCGACACAUCCAUGUGGAAAUUGCACGCAAGGAGCCCCCCGUGGAGCUCCCAGACCACGGCGGGGCCCUCCCGCCCCCCAGCGCCCCGACGGGGGGGAGGCCCUACGGCCAGGAGGAGAUCAGGCUGCAGAAGGUCUAUCAGCUGUCCAUCUUCUCCCAGCUCGGGGGGUUUGCCGAAACUUUGGGGGGGCAGAGACCGACCCGGCUCGGAGGGAAGAGGGACUCAGACGAUCGGCCGCCGGGCGGCAAACACCCCUGUCUGGGUGCGGCACUGAGGGCCGCGCGGGAGCCCAAGGCCCCCCCGGAGGUCCCAGUUCAGGACGGCUCAGAGCGCAUCUUCUCAGAUGGCGGGGGCAUGCCUGCCCAGGACCCCAGCUGCCAGACGGCUGCUGUCCCCCUAGCCCUAUCCCGACACCCCUCCCAACACAACAGGCCAAUCCCCGGCCCUGAGGCUCCCCUCUCCCCCAAACCCCAGCCCCAGACCUCCACCCGGGCCUGGGAGCCCACCCCCAUAGCGACCCUCCCCAGGACCGGGCCACUGUCGGCUAACGGAGAUUCAGCCUGCGCCCCGGCCAAACGGGCCAGGGAGCACCUUACCAACGGAGAUUCAGCCGAGCCACCGGCCUCUGCCCCGACCUGCCGCACUGAACGAGCACUGUGUGACCUGGAGGCAUCGGAGGACACUGAGAGGCCAGUGCAGGAAAGGGGUGGAGAGAGGGCAGGGAGCAGCGAAUCAUCUCCUCUGGAGCCUAGCCAUCCUCAGACCACAUCCACCAAUUGCCUGGCCACUUCAGAGAAGACCCCCACGGUGUCGCGGGACGUGACCUCGGGACCCUCCCUGGGCCCCUGCCCCGCCAAGAGGAGGCUGCUGUCCUCCAGCGACGUGGGGGAGUCCUGCUCCGAGGACGAGGGGCCCUCCACCUCCAAGAGGAGCCGGCUGGCCCUGCUGGCCCCUGGCCUGGGCCUCGGGGCCUGCCGCAGCACCGACGCCAAGGGCGCCCCCUUCUGGAACCACCUCCUCCCCUCCGCCCGCGAACGACCCAAGAGUGCUGACUGCUCCAGAGUCGGAAGGAGGCUUAAAAGCGGGCUUCGACUGAAAUCGCGACAGCUGCGUAGUGGCCGGCGAGCUGAGGCUUUUCGCUCCGCCUCCAUCAGCCGCUCCCUGCUGGGGAACUUUGAGGAGUCCAUCCUGAAGGGGCGCUUCCCACCGUCAGGCCGGAUCGAGGGGUUCACAGCGGAAAUCGGGGCCAGCGGCUCUUACUGCCCGCAGCACGCCACCCUGCCCGUCCAGGUCACCUACUACGACAUCUCCGAACACAGCGCCCCUUCGCCCUUCCUGGGGGUAAUCUGCCUGGAGCCACUAGGAAAGAAGGGGUACAGUGUACCUAAAGCAGGGACCAUCCAAGUGACCUUAUUCAAUCCCAACAAAACUGUGGUGAAGAUGUUCCUGGUGACCUACAACUUUGAGGACAUGCCAGUCAAUCAUGUGACCUUCCUGCGCCAUCGAAUCUUCCUGGUGCCCGUGGGGGAGCCGGAAGGGGAACGGCAGGGGGAUGGGCCAGAAGGCAGGGCCACAGACAGGAAGAAAAUUCUCUGCUACCUGAUACACCUUAGAUUCCAGAGCUCGAAAUCUGGGAAAAUUUACUUGCACAAUGAUAUCCGGCUGCUAUUCUCCCGAAAAUCCAUCGAGGUGGACACGGGAAUCCCCUAUGAGCUGAAGUCCUUCACCGAGGUGCCAAGAAACCCCAAAUACUCACCCCGAGAUUGACGCUCUUUUCACACGACCGUCUGGUGGCCAAACCUAACGUUGGGUACGGGUAAUAGACUACUCGGACCAGAGGAAACAAACGAGGACACUUGAAGGACAAAGGCGGAAAUGCACCACAGGACUAUUUUGAGAUUCAGGGUCAACUUGCAUGCCUUGUGAUGAGGAGAAAAAAAGAACAAAAAGCUGUUAUCUUCUCUUGCUGUGUUUCAGUUAAAACUCUGCCCUUUCUUCUGUCUGUGUAACUACCCAGAGGACCAAUCCCAGGCCCACAGCAUACAUCGGUGGCCAAUGACAGAGCUUCUCUCACCUCUCAUUGAUUUAUGUGGGAGAAUGGCAAACAUGUUUAUGACAGGGAAACUGGAGUAGAAGGUCUUUGCUUGGAACCAACCAGGCGACUUGUAUGCAAGAUUAGGCCUCAUUGUUGUUCAAGAGUGUACCACCAAAUGUUGGGUUUGUGUGUGUCGGGGGGGAAAAGAUCUCUUCCCCCCCUCAAUAGGCAGGAGGAUGAGGAGCUCAAAUGCACGCAAGCACAGCUAAGUCACCUUCUUCCGGAUGGAGAGAGGCCAUGAAUGAACAUGUUGCUGCACCUGACUGGCUUGGCAGAAUGAUUCUACGGGGAGGGUGGAAAGGCACAGAUUCGACUGGACCGCUCGUACCCUGGUAGCCAUUUGCCAUCUCAUGUCUCCACCAAUCACCAAGGCUCAAACAGGCUGAAGAGCACUGUGAGCAGAGUGUUGUAUUACCGGUCAGAGUUAAGGGGAAAUGGUAGUUGUGUUUAAUUUAUUUGCAGAUGUCUUAAAGCAAUAUGCUGCACAGUUAGUGUGUUUUAUUUUUGCGCCACUCUGGCUGUGCUCCGACAGUGAUGUAUAGGGACAUCAGGGUUGUGAGGGAGGGUGGCUGGAAUGGAGGGAGGGGGGUUGUGGUAUUUAAAAAGAUAAACGUAUAUAUUACAAGCAAAAACUCAAUGGCUCAUGAGUAACACAGGUGACUGACAACUGCUGAAAUUUCAGCAUACAGUCAUCGCAUGCAGUCAUUUCUUUUGACUUGAUUCUCUUACUAUUUUCUGUAUAUGUAGGGCCUGCAUAGAAGCAUAUAAGGAAGAAACACUGGGCUUUCAUAGACUCCUUUCAAAUUGCCAGAAUCCCAAAAUUCAGGAAUCAAUUGCUCGAUGCCAUGUCAAGAUUUUUAUUUUUAUUUAUUUUAUUUUUAUAAGUUCCGGCCUUAGAAAAUAUCAGGAACUUUUGCCAUGAAAGGAACUCUAGCGUAGCCCACUUCAGUUCACCAGACAGUGAAGAUCUAAAUCUGGAUUAACCGUUUGCUCCUUAGCCAGAUAAAAUGUAAAACACAACUGGGGGUCUGGAGGGUAGACUUUAAAAAGGGAGAAACAGGAAGGAGUUUGACUGACAGCUUGACAGACCAAAUUGUGUUCUAAUGUUCAGUCCAGGCUUGACAUAAUUAGGCUAUUUUAGGCCACAGAAUCAAUGCUUUCAAGCAAAGCAGCCAUUCUGCUCUGAAGAAUUUUACACUUUUUGGAGAGAUUCUCAGAGGUGAAACAGUAUUUUAAAUUGAUAGUUCUACUGCAAGAAGCCCUUGCAAUUAUGUCGUAUUGGUUUCCUUAUUUCCAAAUAAAAGUAUAGCACAAUGUAAUAAGAAACCAAAGAAGCAAGCAGUUUUUACAAGGUUUUCUGGGUAUAGAAGAUAUUUCAAAUGGCGUACUGUCAACACAGGAUGUGACUUAAAGAUUGCAUAAUCAAUGCAGUUUACAGUUAACUAGUCUUGUUGCAAGACUGGCGAGGUUCUAGGAACAGGGUGACAAUAUAAUUCAUAUUUGUUUUUGAUCAUCAGAACUAUUUUCUUUUGUAGAGCCAAGUAUAAUGUAUACUUGGCUCUACGAAAAAGCACACUAUCCUUUUGGAAGGUGAAAUCCCCCAUUUGGACUAUUUCAGUACAGUUGACAGGCUAUACUUUUUCCUCAAUUUAAAUCAGGAGGUACUAUUGCACUAUGGAAUUUAAAUGAAAAACAGCCCAGAAGGCAUGCCAUGGCAUUAUAUUUCCAAGGACUUUUAGUUUUAGCUCUGCAUAAAUAGUAGGCAAUUUGUCAAAUGUAACCAUUCAUGAACCCGUUGUUCUGACCCCCUGCCCAGCCCCCAUUUUGAUAUAAUAAUUUUGAAGUGAAACCGAAGAAACACUACUCACGGUUUCUAGAGGGACACUGUCUUCCCAUUCGAACCAGAGCACAGUGUGCUUUCAAAGUAAUAUAAGCACAAGUGUUUAAUUUAUGUUCUGCACAUCACCCCGUGUGCAGGUGACAGGGAAGCCAUUUUAAAUCUCAGUGUAGUAAUAGCCCGACCCUGAGCUGGCACCUGUCGAAUCCCUGUCACACCCUGCCCUAGUCUGAGGGGCUCACCUCACCUGUGCUGUCACACCCUGCCCUAGUCUGAGGGGCUGCGGUCACCUCACCUGUGUCGAGGCUGGAUCGCAGAGCCAAAUCUGCAGGAUUUGCGCAGGCCUGCAGCAUAUUCCCCAAAAUCUGCAUGUACUGUUUGGGACCAGUGCGUCAAAGAAGGCCUUACCGCCCCAACCGUUCAUUUUUCACAUUUUGUGUUCUCUGUGGAGUGGGGGAGAGAAACCUGUGUUACUUUGAGGCCUUGAGUUUAUACUGAACCAGGAGUAAGCACCUGCAGCUGGUCUCUCUGUGUAUGAAAUAAAAGGAAUUAAAUGGAAAA
Conger conger (European conger) is the source of this 5296-nucleotide messenger RNA. RefSeq names its product atos homolog protein B-like. Bases 801 to 2570 code for a protein of 589 amino acids. The record is from RefSeq and is a predicted model, not a curated record. NCBI's taxonomy places the organism in Eukaryota, Metazoa, Chordata, Actinopteri, Anguilliformes, Congridae. The transcript is spliced from 11 exons.